This is a messenger RNA of Mollisia scopiformis, 1134 nucleotides long. RefSeq names its product Cloroperoxidase. The annotation marks the transcript as partial. Lineage: Eukaryota; Fungi; Ascomycota; Leotiomycetes; Helotiales; Mollisiaceae. The transcript is spliced from 5 exons. Gene Ontology annotation, molecular function: peroxidase activity. The record is from RefSeq and is a predicted model, not a curated record.
UUUGACGCUCAAGACCAACUCGUUUCUGUGACUGGCGAGUACGUUUGGCAGUCUCCAGCAGUGUCUGAUAUCCGUGGUCCAUGCCCAGGACUCAAUGCCGCUGCAAAUCAUGGAUAUUUGCCUCGAAACGGUAUCGCCACGAUUGAGCAGACCGCUGCCGGCCUGGAGGCUCUCUACAAUAUGAAUCCUGUCUUGGGUGCUGCUCUCGCUGCGUACGCUGUCGCUACUGAUGGCAAUGUUGUCGAAGGUGUGUGGUCAAUAGGUGGACCACUCCCUUCAGAUCCCCUUCUCGGUAGCUUGCUCGGCGACGGUCAAGGUAUUUCAUACAGCCACAACGCUUAUGAGGGCGAUGCCUCGAUCGGACGCAAUGAUGCCUAUCUCAACAAUGGAGAUGCUCACUCCCUCAACAUCACAAAAUUCGAACAAGUCUACGCCGUUGGCGGCGCAGAAGACCGCUACACCCUCGACAAAUUCCGUGCUCGCUUCGAAACGGUCCAAGACGAGUCCAUUGCCAACAAUCCAUACUACUUCACAGGAGCGUUCUCUACAGUCGUUGUCGUACCUGCUGCGUACAACUUCGUCAUCAACUUCAUGUCCAACCAUACAGCUCAAGAGCCAAGCGGUUGCCUAGAUGGCUACAACUUCAAGAGCUUCUUCGGCGUCACCGGUCAACCAGGUAGUUUCGUCUGGCAACGUGGCCAAGAACGUGUGCCAGAUCAAUGGUACCGACGCCCAACAUCCAACCAAUACACCGCUCAAGACGUCUUCCUCGACGUCGGAAUCGGAUACGCAGCAUACCCCAAUACUUUGAAAUUCGGCGGCAACACAGGAACUCCCAACUCUUUCGUCGGUCUCAACGUCGCGAACCUCAGCGGAGGCGUUUACGACGCGCAAGAUUUGUUCCAGGGCGAUAAUCUUGCUUGUUUCUCAUUCUCGGUCUUGCAGGAAGGGAUUCCCGAUUUCUUGAGCAAUACGCUGAAUUCGAUGUCGGCUGUGACGAGUUUGAUUAAUCAGUAUUUUGGUCCGAUUGUUGGCGGGUUGAAUUGUCCGCAGAUUCAAGGACAGAGUACGGGAUUGUUUAAUCAGUUUCCGGGAUACAAGUACAGUCCUAUAGGACCGGCUACUAAUUACUAA